Sphaeroforma arctica JP610 is the source of this 231-nucleotide messenger RNA. RefSeq lists its product as hypothetical. Bases 1 to 231 code for a protein of 76 amino acids. The record is from RefSeq and is a predicted model, not a curated record. The transcript has a single exon. Lineage: Eukaryota; Ichthyosporea; Ichthyophonida.
AUGGGCGCACACCGUGUGAUAGGGGAUGCCUUGGAGCGAGAUAGUAUCGGAACUACAACUGACAGUGGCACUGAAAGUAACUUAUUAGGCACAGACGGGAGUGAGGAUAUCAAGGCCAGUGCAUACCGUAUGUUCUUCGAUGAUUCUGUAUCCCAAUUCUCGGUGGAAGAAGCCUUCCUGGCCCUUGCAGGCGACAAAUAUCUCGAAAUGAAUCUAAACGACGACCAUUAA